GCCGACGCCGAGGGCCAGUACUCCAUCGUGGCGGUGAGCGGCGGCCAGCCAGACGUGCCGACCGACGGGAGCCCGUUUGACCCGUCAACGUACAAGUGCACGCCCCGCGAGCUCGGCAUCAACAACGCGGGCCUGUGGAUCCUCUCGCGCGAGCCGGUGGCCGACCCCGCGGCCGUCGCCCGAGCCGAGGCGGCGCUCGAGGCGAUGGGCGUCGCCACCACCAAGCUGCUGCCGGUCCCGCAGGGCGCUGAGUGCGAGGACGCCUACGCCUCGCGCUUCCUCAAGCCGCGCGACUGCGGCCCGACGGCCGACGGCCAGGGCCGCUGCAACCCGACCGCGACGGCGCCGCCCGCGCCGUCAUGCGCCUUUAGCAACAACCCCCUCGGCCAGGCCGCCUGCGACCUCGCGACGGCGAUCGGCACUUGCCAGUGA
Messenger RNA from Emiliania huxleyi CCMP1516, 432 nucleotides. RefSeq lists its product as hypothetical. The record is from RefSeq and is a predicted model, not a curated record. The transcript has a single exon. Lineage: Eukaryota; Haptophyta; Isochrysidales; Noelaerhabdaceae. The annotation marks the transcript as partial.